Messenger RNA from Darwinula stevensoni, 768 nucleotides. The record is from the annotation of a GenBank genome assembly. NCBI's taxonomy places the organism in Eukaryota, Metazoa, Arthropoda, Ostracoda, Podocopida, Darwinulidae.
AAGAUGCAUUGGGAUCUGUCAAUCGUGGAAUCUUUUGCAUGCAGAGAGAUGGAAAAGUAACAUAUAUUUAUUGGUGCAGUAGAAAAUGUCUCAUCAGGGAGUGGUUGUGAUGGGAGAAGCCUCUGAAUCUGAAUCUGAAGAUGAAUCCCCUGGGAGAAAGAGUGAAGACAAUGAACAAGAGGAUUCUUCCACUCCUUCCUCACCAUCCUCAUUUAGUUUGCAAAGUCCCUCAGAGGAUCCAGGAAGACGAGAAUCUCUUCUCCAUGUCAAACUACGGGAGGCAAAUGCAGAGUGCAUCCAAUCCCUUGAGACUUGUGUCAAGGGUCCACUUGUGGACAAGACCAAUGAUCUGCGAGGAUUGAGCCAGGCAAUGAUGAGGCAGCAAACAAUUUUGCAGGACACUGCAUCCAUGCUCAGAGAAUGGACCAACACCCUCUUCAGGUUGGAGGAUCAACUUUCUAAAGUUCUCACCUCUAAUGCCCUCUCCUCCUUCAAAAUAUCUUAAUCAGUUGAUGGCAUUCAAUAAUGUGAUGCACAUGUGAAUGAAAUUUUGAAGGCUGGGGUGAGUCCUUCCCAAGAUUCAUAAAGUUUAAUUGGUGGCACUGGAUUCCUUCCUGCUGUACAUUUCAGUCCUUGUAUGGGCCCAUCUUGUGCAACUGGAGUGAUUGUUGUGAUCAUGCAUUAAGGUUCCUUCCAUUUUGAGAGGAGGAAUAAGAGUGAAAAUGGCUACAUGAACAAUAAACAGAGUACUGUGUGUGCAAACCAACA